Molecule: messenger RNA, 1164 nt
Organism: Bursaphelenchus okinawaensis
Lineage: Eukaryota; Metazoa; Nematoda; Chromadorea; Rhabditida; Aphelenchoididae
Source: the annotation of a GenBank genome assembly
AUGGGUGAUAGGACACUGACACUGGUCUUCGCUUUCCUCACCGUCACCUUCUACGUCGACGGAUGCUUCCUCAACUCGUGUCCCUACCGAAGGAUCGGGAGGAGUAACCAGCAGACGGCACCAGUUGUGAAUCCACUUCCAUCGACUGACAUUACGGUAGAUACCUGCGGAAUCUGUGGUAAGUUUUGACAUGGUAUUCUUUGAUGUUAUUGUAGUUUUUGUAACUAAAUCCCACUUCCUUUACCUUAAUUCUGGCAAGAUUAGCAACAGAUAUUAGAAAACAUUUUGUGGGUCAUCCAGAUCUUUUUGUUUUAUGACGUUUUUAGCCAUAUCUUACCCUAACCUUGUUUAAUACUUGUAUUUAUAUUAACUAUGCCUUUGCUUAACAAUAGCUUGUCUUGUAGCAAUUGUUGAAACAUAAUACUAUACGUAUGGUUAAACAUAAUAUAUUUGCAAUUUCAUUUCCGUUGAUAGAGGUUUAAUGACAUUUUGCAGGAGCCAAAAGCAAUGGGAUCUGCGUGAACGAACGUGUUUGUUGUACUGUAGACGAGUGCAAAGAAGACGUUGGCUGCCAGAACGUGCACGCCUGUCCACUACCGUUAUGCAUCAUAGAUAACGGCCCGGGAUUCUGUGCCACCAACACGUUAUGUUGUGCUGAUAGUAAGUUACACAUACAUCUAUCAUUUUGUAAACUCACUCAGUAAAUAUUUUUGUGGUGAUGUUAUGUUGUACGUAACAGCGAAAAGUACAGUCAAGAGUUACAGUAUUUUUGAAAUGCACUUUAUAGUUUUAUGAUGUGUAAAGUGCAAUAAAUUUUGCAGCUUUUAAGAAUUAAAGUAACUGUGACAUACGCACAGUAAUAUUCUGUAAUGCUAGAUGUACAAUACAUCAUAAUAACCAUGACAAUAUUUACCUUGAGGAACGUUACCUCGGUGAAAUUACAUCGUAAGACCGUGAUUAUGUUUUAAACCAUUUCGAAGAAAUCCUUUUGGCUGUCGUAAACAGUAAUUUUACUGGAGCGUGAUGUUUGUUUCCUAACAUAACGUGUAAUAAGACUGACAAUUGUCUCCGGCUAUUAACAAAGGGAUUAGUUCAGUACUUUCAGAGUUUUGCCAACGAAAUCUGCAAUGUAUGGUGGUGGCGUCGAAGCAGCUGAACCUGUGA